Messenger RNA from Cottoperca gobio, 1439 nucleotides. RefSeq names its product ras-related protein Rab-39B-like. Lineage: Eukaryota; Metazoa; Chordata; Actinopteri; Perciformes; Bovichtidae. The transcript is spliced from 4 exons. Bases 360 to 1001 code for a protein of 213 amino acids. Gene Ontology annotation, molecular function: GTPase activity; GTP binding. The record is from RefSeq and is a predicted model, not a curated record. Gene Ontology annotation, biological process: Rab protein signal transduction.
GGUGAUGGUGCUGAUGAGGGCGAGGAGGAGACGUGUGAUGCUGCUGUUGUGUCCUGCUGCCAUUUCAUCCGCGGAUCCUCACGGAAAUAUCAACCGUCAAAUAAAGCAGCAGCUCGGAUUAUUUAUCGGUUUAAACUCUCAACAGGCUGGUUUCAUCUUUUUUUUUUUUUUAAAGCUGGUCACAUGUUAAUGGUGGACAAGAGGCCUGGUAAAUAUGAUACAUGUUAUUAGUGGGUUAUUUCUGUAAAAACAACCACUGCUGCUCUGGAGGAUCAUUUUUGGAAGACAUAAUCAUCGACAUGGGGUUUGCUUUUUGCCGCAACUGAGCUCUUAACUUCAAGACUUUAUUGAGCUGAGACAUGGAGACGAUAUGGCUUUAUCAGUUUCGUCUGAUCGUCAUCGGAGACUCUACGGUGGGAAAGUCUUGUCUGAUCCGAAGGUUCACUGAGGGUCGCUUCGCCCAGGUAUCAGACCCCACGGUAGGGGUGGACUUCUUCUCCCGCCUGGUGGAGAUCGAGCCGGGCAAAAGAAUCAAACUACAGAUCUGGGACACUGCGGGACAGGAGAGGUUCAGGUCCAUCACCAGAGCGUACUACCGUAACUCAGUGGGUGGGCUCUUACUGUUCGACAUCACAAACCGCCGUUCCUUCACCAACGUCCACAACUGGCUGGAGGAGGCCCAGAGCCACGUCCAGCCGCACAACAUCGUCUUCCUGCUGGUCGGGCACAAGUGUGACCUGGAGGCCCAGCGUCAGGUGACUCAGCAGGAGGCAGAGAAGCUGGCGGGGGCCUACGGGAUGCGCUAUGUGGAAACAUCAGCACGAGAAUCUAUCAAUGUGGAGAAGGCGUUUGUGGAUCUGACGAAGGACAUCUUUGAGCUGGUACUGAGCGGAGACAUCAAGAUCCAGGAUGGCUGGGAGGGCGUCAAGAGUGGAAUUGUUCCCAACACCGUCCAUUCCUCCGAAGAGGUCACCAAGGGCAGCCGGCAAUGCUUCUGCUGAUUUACCUGGCUGCAGCUUGUUGGGUGUGACAGGUAGUACUCCAGUGGACUCCAUCUGCAGGACAUCUCUCUCGCGCCUUGGCUGCACUCAGACCACUUUUUUGGGACUCGUAAUAUUUUCCCUGCUCAGUUACACACUUUACUUCUCUAUAUAUAAGACUUUGAUGUAUCUUUCGGGUGCCUGUUUGUGGCUCUUCGUUGAUGUUCCUAACAGGCAUAGAAGCACAAGAAGCACCCUCUCCCUGUUCUGUGUGCAUGUGACAGUAAUAAUCCUUGCAGCUCUCAACACUUCAGCUUUACUGCACUUUUGGCCUUUCCUGAUGUGUACAGUUAUUCUCCAGUAGCCAGUUAUGUUGUCGGCAUCUCUUAAAGACUGAUACUGUCAGUGUAAUGUGUUUAUGAUCUCAUGUUUUAUUUAAAACUGAAUCAGUAAUGCCGA